AGGGAAGGGAAGGGAAGGGAGAGGAACACGAAGGGAAGCUACGGAGAGCGAAGCAAGGACCCAUCCACCCCCGCCCCCACUCCACCCCACCCCACCCCACCCCCGCGCGGCGGCAGCAGCAGCAGCAGCACCCGGGCCCCGCGCCGACCCGAGCGAGCGCCAACCAGCAGCAGCGGGCGGCGCGCCACUUCGAGAUUCCGGCGGGCGGGCGGGCGCAAUUCGUCUCGGCCGGGUCCAAUCCGCGGCCACGCCAAUCCGGAGGUCAGCUCAACCCCCCUUCGGAUUCGCGCCGGCUCGCGCCCAUUCCCCCCGGCCGGAGAUCCGGGCUGCACGAGCUCGCCGGCGCCCGGGAUCAUGCCUCCAUUGCCCUAGGGUUUGGCCGGCACGCGCAAUUGGCCCGCCCGCAUGCUCGAUUCGGGCCAGCGGCACCGCGCGCGGGGCGAGUGGCGGUUCGUAUCUCGCCAAUCGGUGCGCUGCCACUGGAGAUGAGAUCCCCUCCGCGGCCGGCGAGCUGGGAAUUGGUCUACGGCCUCGCGCUCUGCGGGAGGCGGCAUAAGCCCUAGCGAUUCGAUCCCGAGCUGGGUUUCGUGCGGAUUCGUGCCUUCUCUGCUCUGUCUCCCAAUCGCAUAUUGAUAUUGGGGAGGUUCCCAGGGAGGGGUGGUGGUGCUUGUAUGGAUACAGUUAGAGGGGAGGCUUGGUCAAUGGCUCCACCACAGCAGCAGCGGCAGCCGUCGGGGCCUCGGGGUCCUCAGCCGCCACCGCAGCAGCAGAAUGGUCGCGUUGAUCUCCGGGAGCUCAAGGCUCAGAUGGAGAAGCGGCUUGGUCCAGACCGGUCGCGGCGAUACUUCGGCUACUUGAGUGGUUACCUGUCGCAGAAGCUCAGUAAGCCUGAUUUUGAUAAGAUGUGCCUGCUUACAUUGGGCCGGGAGAACCUCCGGCUGCACAACCGGCUCAUCCGCGCGGUUCUCUACAAUGUCUACCAGGCACAGUGCCCACCUCCACCACCAGAUGCUGGGAGGUCUGUCGGACCGUCGGCCAAGAAGGUUUCCCACGCUGCUGGAUCGCUUAAUUCUUGUAAUGGGGAUGCCAGGCUGUUACAGGUCCAAGGAUCGAGGUCUAUGGGCGCACUGCAAGAUCAUCAGUUAAAAGAUCGGUUGAAACAUAUGGGCCCAAAUGGUAGGGUGGAGGCUGCUGCCAGUCACACCCAGGUUGUUCAUGGGGGAUCUGCAGUUACAGAGAAUGGCGCAUUGAGUUCACUUGAGUUGAAGAGAUCGGUGUCUUUUCAACAAUGUGAAGCUGCAGAGCCAAUGGCAAAGCAUCUGCGUGUGGAUCAGUUGCUGCCUGAAAAUGCGCUUAGGCAAAGAAGAAUUAUGAGCGAUGCUGCAGGUCAUUCUGCUCAAAUGUCGAAAAGUCCUGUACGAGCUCCACUUGGGAUACCCUUUUGUUCAGCAAGUGUAGGUGGAUCAAGGAAGUUACUACCGCCAGCAGUUAAUGCAGGGGAAGAUCACUUCAGCAGCUGUUAUGAGCAAGGUCAGCUGUUGAACACGGAGGUUCUGCGUAAGCGCAUGGAGAAAACAGCAGAAACACUGGGUCUGGCAGGUGUCACAAUGGAUUGUGCCGAGCUUCUGAAUAAUGGUUUGGACUCGUACUUGAAGAACCUGAUUAGGUCAUCUGUUGAGUUAAAAGGAGCUGACGUUCGAAGAGAUGCAAGAAAAGGGGCAUCAUACAAGCAGCAGGCCCAUGGAAAGCAAAUUAAUGGUGUUUUGUUGCCGAACCAAGUUCAGAUGCAGUCAAGCAGUGGACAAUCAGAUGCUACAAAUGAUGGCAGAAGUCAACACUUGAUCUCUUCUCAUGAUUUCAGUGUAGCCAUGCAGCUAAACCCUCAACAGCUUGGGGAGGACUGGCCAGUCCUCCUUGAGAAGAUAUGUCUACGUCCUUCGGAGGAAAAUGACUGACAGAUGGAGCUUGCUAGUUCAGAUGAAAUUUUGUCCGAUGUAUUUCUUCGUGCCCCAUCUGAUGUACAUUCGAGCUGAAGUAACAAUACUGCAGUCACAUCAUAGAAGAUGCACGUUUGGGGAUCAAGGCAGAAUUCUGCUCCCAGAUUUGUAGUGAAAGAAAGUCAAUUCUUUUGUCCUGAUAACUGAUGCCCCAGUAAAGGAAGUCAUCUUCUGUUCAUGCUGCAUAGGGCCCAUUAGCACUCCCGAGGUGGAGACUGUUACAUCCAUAAGUCCCAACUUCUAUGUAACAUCUGGCAUAAAGGGACAGAGGACAGCAAAAUGCAAGUGCUGUCUUGUAACUUAUAGGAAAAUGUUCUGUAAGUUUCUAGAUCAGGAUGUACAUUAUUGAUUGCAAAAUUUUCUAGAGUAUCUUCAGUACUAA
Messenger RNA from Hordeum vulgare subsp. vulgare (domesticated barley), 2379 nucleotides. RefSeq lists its product as uncharacterized. The record is from RefSeq and is a predicted model, not a curated record. NCBI's taxonomy places the organism in Eukaryota, Viridiplantae, Streptophyta, Magnoliopsida, Poales, Poaceae. Gene Ontology annotation, cellular component: SAGA complex. Gene Ontology annotation, biological process: regulation of transcription by RNA polymerase II. Gene Ontology annotation, molecular function: transcription coactivator activity. Bases 672 to 1955 code for a protein of 427 amino acids. The transcript has a single exon.